Molecule: messenger RNA, 1755 nt
Organism: Entrophospora candida
Lineage: Eukaryota; Fungi; Glomeromycota; Glomeromycetes; Entrophosporales; Entrophosporaceae
Source: the annotation of a GenBank genome assembly
AUGUCUGACAAACCAAGAUCCCAUGUUAUUGUGAAUCCUUUCAAAAACGUUGAACUUCGUCUGCCUAUUGAAGUGCUAAUGGGUAGACCUGAAUAUAAAAAACGAAGAGAUCUGUUUCUUCAAGGUUUUGCCGCUGUUCAACAACGAGAUUACGAAGAUCCCAGAUCCUUUUAUGCAGUUGCUGGUAUCCAUGGCCUUCCUUUUGUGCCUUAUGACUUGUUGCCUGGAGAAAAAGAACCAUCUACUGACUGGCACAAAGGAGAAAAUGAUCGCUGGGGUGGCUAUUGUCAUCACGGUGAUAUACUCUUUCCAACUUGGCAUCGUCCAUAUGUUUUAUUGCUUGAAAUGCUUAUAUACGAAGCGGCCAAGGAGAUUAUAAGUGAUGAUACAAAAAAUUACCCUCCUGGAGAAGAAACUAAUAAAUAUAAAGAUGAAGUUGAGAAAAUUCGAUUUCCAUACUGGGAUUGGGCCAGUCCAUCAACUCUCACACAAGGCAUACCUUCGGUCAUAUUUGACGAGUACGUUUAUGUUGACAACCCAAACAACUCGAAAGUCAGAAUCAGAAAUCCUCUUCGUGCCUUUACUUUACCACAAGACCUUGGAAGUUUAGUACUUGUUGGUGAUAUUUCUAAUCCAACACAAAGACCUUACAGUCCAGAUGCUACUACUCCCUAUACACCAAAAGGAUAUGCCACAGUCAGACAUCCAGACAGCAAUUACAAGUCCAAUGUAGAUGCCACUAACCUCAAUGUCGUCACAUUUUGUAGUUCUGUAUUUCGUCCAGUCCUUUAUCAAGUUCUUUUGGUUGAUGAAUGGCGCCAAUUCAGCAAUCAUGGGGACAAGGAGGAUCAUCCUCCCGACGAAAAUUAUGGUCAUUUUGCAUCACUUGAAGUUGUCCAUGAUGCAGUUCAUGAUGCAGUUGGUGGGGCUGGUGGCCAUAUGACAUAUCCUGACAUCGGUGGUUUCGACCCUAUUUUCUUCCUUCACCAUGCUAACGUGGAUAGACUUUUAGCUAUUUGGCAGGCAUGUCACCCUGAUGUUUGGAUCAUUAAAAAUGAUUAUACUGUAGGCAGCUUUACUAAUCUACCUAAUCAACCUAUUGAUGAAGAUACUGAACUUACGCCAUUCCGUAGAACAGAGGAUAAGUGUUGGACCUCAAAGGAAGUAAGAAACAUUACGGACCUUGGAUACAACUAUCCUGACCUUACGAAAUCCGUAGACUCGCACCAACUUUGGCUUGAUAUGUUAGAUUAUUAUCAUCCGAACCAAUACCUACAAUAUCAUUGGAAGCUCACCUUGACCGUUCUGAAAAAUAAAGUCGGCUCACCAUUCCAAAUUCGAGUCUUUCUUGAUUUGCCAAACGCAAAUGCUUCGAUUCCUAUCACCAGCUUACAUUUUGCCGGCCUCAUAUCAAUCUUUGCUCGUGGUAGUGAAACACAAUGUGCUAACUGUAUCUCCAAUUCAGAAGCGGUGGUCAAUGGUUCUGUUGACCUUACCACAUGCAUGCAGAAACUUUUAAUGGAUCUAAAUCCAGAACCUGGUGAAGGCAACCUUGUGCAUACUUUGGAGCCAGAUCAAAUCACACUUGUGGCCGUUUUGAAAGAUGGAAGCGAAAAAAGUCUUGAAGAUGUUGGUUUAAUUUCCGCGAAAUAUUGGGUAUUUAAUGAAGGUCCCAAAUAUGAUCGAAAACCAGAAGAUUGGAUGAAAACGAGAAAGCUCAUGGGUGAGGUUUAUCCUUCUCCAAAAACUACUUAG